CUUCCUUUAAGUUGCCGCUGCAAUUUCUGAACAAAACAUAAUAUUUACUAGUUCGGAUAUAACUCAAGAGGAGGAUGUCUGAGCUCAGUGAUGAGGCCAGCAGUGAGUCGGAUCAGCUGGGCGCGAGUCUGUCCGUGUGGCUGGCCGGAGGCGCAGGUGCUCUGAUCAGCCCGGAGGAGCUGAAUGUUCCGCUGGAUCUUCACACCGCCUGCUCCAUCGGACAGUAUGAUGUGGUUUCCGAGUGUAUCCGCAGGGGAGAUGUGGAUUUGGAUGGUCAGAACAUUGGUGGCUGGACUCCUCUGAUGUACGCUGCUUACAUCGGUCAUGAUAACAUCGCUAACCUGCUGCUAGAGACUGGCGUUAACGUCAACGCCACCACAUCGAAAGGCCUGACGCCACUGAUGCUCGCCGCCAGCUGCGGGAACGAGAGCAUUGCUCACUUCCUCUUGCAGAAAGGAGCACAGCUGGAGUGUAAAGAUGUGCGUGGAUGGACGGCUCUGUUGUACAGCACAGCUACCGGACAUCAGCAGAUGGUCAAAUUCCUAUUAGAGCAUCACGCCAAUGCAAAUGUCAAGGAGCCACUGUCAGGAUUCACACCGCUCAUGGAAGCCGCAGCGUCCGGUCAUGAAAUCAUCGUCCAGUACCUGCUCAGCCAUGGCGCGCGAACAAAGGACCGAAACAUGAAGGGAGAAACGGCGAGAGCUCUGGCUAUGAUGUACGGACACAUCAAAAUCGCCAGCCUCAUCGACAUGCACGUCAUAAGAGCCAAAUCAUCUAUGUAUGAGGAGCUGAGCUCGUCUGAAGAAGAAAACCCAAGUCCUAGAGUCCGUUCAGCUCACAGCAGAACCAGAGGACCCAGCAUUCACGAUGGCCCACAGGCUAUCGCACGAUUCAGAGUCGGAUCCAAACACGAAGUUCCUGCAGCUCCUCCAGGAUACGUGACCUUCCGCGAUGUUGGAGAUCAGAGCGAGGGAAUCUGCAAUCGUGACGUCACUUCCCCCAUCAAUGAGCUGGACGGACAGAGCAACAGCAGUAGAGAUGAGCUGUUUUUCGAUAACGACAUGCCCACGCUGAAGAGCAGCAGCAGCAGCAGUGAAAGUUUGUCACAUCUGCUUGGGCUAAGCAGGGAAGCGUCGCUGGAAAGCAAUGAGGACUCUGACCAAGCAAAGAGAAGCUGUCCACGUCGAUCUAACAAACUCCAGCACUCCAAAAGCAGGAGUCCUUAUAACAGCAGAGGCAGCGCAGGUUACAGAGAGGUGCGGUCUUCCUCUGGACCUCCACCUUCAUACACUGGACCAAAGGAUCUCUCAGAGUUCCUGGAGCAGAUCGGGUUCAGUAAGUAUCUCCCUCUGCUGGAGGAGCAAGACAUCGACCUGAGAAUCUUUCUCACGCUCACCGAGAAUGACCUUAAGGAAAUCGGUAUCACUCUCUUUGGUCCUAAGAGGAGAAUGACAUCAGCAAUAGCUCGUUGGCAUAGUAACGCACGGCCACCCAGCGAUGCAUUAGAACAGGCAUAUGCAGACCAACUGGAGGCUGAGAUGCAGGAAAUGGCCAUUCAGCUUCAUAAGCGUUGCGUGGAGGUGGAGUCUUUUCAGGGUCAAGUGACCCAGGAGAAAGAGCUGCGUGCUGUGAUGGAGGGAUGCCUGAUGGAGGAGAAGAUGGCAUGGAAAAGGGUUCAGGCAGAACUGAAGGAAAACGCUAAACGCAUGCAGACGCUGAACGCAAAACUACACACUCUACAGAACACGCACACACAACUCAAACAGAUCACACAGGAUGACGGUCGAUCUGUGGGAAAAGGUGACGGUUUGAUGUGCUCUCAGCUCCUGACUAAGAUGGACUCUCAUAUAGCAGAUCUUGCUGAAAGUGUGAAGGAAAUCUGUCACAGUCUCCAGCAUCUGUGCACUUCAGAGAAAAACUCACACAACUGGGAAGAAUCCUAGCAGCCAAGAACAGGGCAAUUUCUUUUUUCUGACGGAGGGUGAAAAUCCACCCUGAACACUGCAUGAGCGGGCCAGAAAGAAAGGCAUCCGUGCCGGUCCAUAAUGAGUUCAGAUGGAGAUUAUGGACUGAAGACGGCGGCAGGGUGGCCAGAAAAGACAAGCAAGCGAAGAGCAUCUCUCGCCUAUGCUACAGUCACAUGGUACACAUGCAGACCAAUCACAGGAGCUGUGUUGGACAGGGCGGAGCCAGAACUGCUGAAUGUGCCAGAAACACAUGGACGCUGCAAGCACAAACACUGUUCAUUGCUGUGCAACAGAUCAAACCUCUGGUGUUUAAAAACAUGCUUAUUUAUAGCUUUUUCAUUCAAAAAUCAAACCUCAGAUGAUCUUAACUAUCAAUUGUCUUCUCUUAAAGGGAUAGCUCAUUCAAAAAUGAAACUUUACUCAACCCCCAAGUGGUUACUAAUAUUUAUGAGUUUCUUUAUUAUGUUAAACACUAAAAUAUAUAUUUUUGAUCUCCCUUAAAGAUCUCCAUAGUAGGAAAAACAAAUACUAACAGAAAAAAUGAAACUCAAAGGUUUGAAGCAAGUAAAGUGUGAGAAAACAAUGACAAUUUUCAUUGUUGUGGUGAACUGUCCCUUUAAAUACUGUCUAUGGUUUAAUUCUGCUGGUGUUUUCAUGAACGUGACCUGAGCUGAACCUCUGGGGUUAUGGUUGUAUAACUGGAGCUACCGUCAGUUUUUAUAUUUAAAAGGGGGUUUCUGUCUACAAAAUGUGUAAAAUACUCUGUAUAUCAAUUUAAAAUGAUCCUUUUUGAUGUUAAUCAACCCGUUUGUCAUCAAAUAUUAUUAUUAUUAUGAUGCAUAUGUACAUGGAAUAGUUUUAAGGUCUAUAAAUUAAUUAAAUCAUUACGUUUUCAUGUUUUAUUAUUGAAUGCUGAUCUUGAAA
Danio rerio (zebrafish) is the source of this 2891-nucleotide messenger RNA. It is a transcript of the gene anks3, whose product is annotated as ankyrin repeat and sterile alpha motif domain containing 3. The record is from RefSeq and is marked provisional. Lineage: Eukaryota; Metazoa; Chordata; Actinopteri; Cypriniformes; Danionidae.